GGAGAAGAAAAGACAAAUCAUGAAGGGCAGGAAGACGAAGGGUUGCUUAUUACAGUACUAUUCUUUUGAGUAGCUAUCUGGCAUAAGUUUGAAGUUUGCCCAUUGUGUCUCUGCAUUUCUUCUUUGAUGACUAAUUUCUUCUUUGAUGACUACUAAAUAGAAUCUAACUUUUGAAUGCAGAAAAAUAAAUGGAGACACUAAUGCCAUAUUGGAGUUUCAUUAUCAACUUGAACAAGUUUCCACUGUUCAAUCUUGAAAAAGCGGUAUGCAACCACGGGUUUUUCAUGAUGGCCCCCAACGAUUGGGAUCCAUCUACUAAAGGCUUUUCUCGUCCUCUGCGACUGGCAGAUUCCAUCACAUCUGCUAUGACUACCAUUUCACAACCUCCCAGAAAGGAUCAUCUUGUCGUUAAGGUUUAUGGUUCAAGUGUUCUUUUUCUUGAGGAUGAGAGAGCCAUCCAGUCUCAGGUGAUGAGAAUGCUAAGACUCUCUGUUAAGGAUGAACAAGAUGUGGGACAUUUUCAUAAGCUUCAUCCAGAUGCCGAGGCCAAAGGAUUUGGCCGGUUGUUUCGAUCUCCAACCUUAUUUGAAGAUGUGGCCAAGUCUCUUCUUCUUCGCUUUUGCCCAUGGAAGACAUCUUUGGAUCUUGCAAAGGCUCUUUGUGAUCUACAACGUAAAAAAUUCAUGUCCAAAAGAAAGAUUGGAGACUUUCCGAGUCCACAAGAAUUAGCAAGUUUUAGAGAGGAAGAGCUAAAACGCAAAGCCAAUUUUGGAUUUAGAGCAAAGGACUUGAUUAUGUUGGCUAAACAAGUUGUCGAUAGAAAGAUUGACUUGUCUAAGUUUGAAAAAUACGAUGCUGAUGCAAGGACGUUUAAUGUGAACAUAAAUGGGGCUGGUCCUUUCACUACUCAUACUAUCAUGAUGUGUGCUGGAUAUUAUGGUAAUAUUCCGAUUGACAGUGAAACGGUGCGUCAUAUGAAAGAGUUUCAUGGACUUAAUAUAAAAAAGAGGAAAAAGGAAUCACUUAGUCCCAAAAUACAACAAUUUUACAAGCAUUAUCAUCCAUUUGAGUCGUUGGCUUACUGGUUUGAACUUGCCAAUUCUUAUGAAAUAAAACUUGGCAAGGCAUUAAGUAAGUUGUUACAGUCAGAGUAUCAGUACGCUACUGGAAACUAUGAAAAGAAUAAGAAUGAAGAAGAAGAAGGGGAGGAAGAAUUAUUAAAUGUAACAUUAUAGACGUGUACGUUUUAGCUGCUUCAAAUUUUAAUUAGCACUAGAUAGCUUGAAUCACGUAUGAAUGUCUGUCAUUAUUUUAUAAGUUUAGCUGAUUAAGACAUAGUUUUAGAUGUAUGAUUGUACCCUCUCUGGUUCUUAAAUUUUUGAGUGUGUUUUUUAUAUAAGGCAAUGUGUUAUGUCGUAG
This is a messenger RNA of Capsicum annuum, 1419 nucleotides long. RefSeq lists its product as uncharacterized. Gene Ontology annotation, molecular function: 8-oxo-7,8-dihydroguanine DNA N-glycosylase activity. The record is from RefSeq and is a predicted model, not a curated record. The transcript has 5 exons. Gene Ontology annotation, biological process: base-excision repair, AP site formation; DNA repair. NCBI's taxonomy places the organism in Eukaryota, Viridiplantae, Streptophyta, Magnoliopsida, Solanales, Solanaceae. Gene Ontology annotation, cellular component: nucleus. Bases 189 to 1235 code for a protein of 348 amino acids.